Postia placenta MAD-698-R-SB12 is the source of this 971-nucleotide messenger RNA. RefSeq lists its product as hypothetical. Lineage: Eukaryota; Fungi; Basidiomycota; Agaricomycetes; Polyporales; Adustoporiaceae. The record is from RefSeq and is a predicted model, not a curated record. The transcript has 3 exons. The coding region runs from base 26 to 847 and encodes 273 amino acids.
CUCUACUUUGCCCUGUCCUCGAGCAAUGUCCAACUACUUGCGGUUCCUCAUGCGAAUUCCCGUUCUACAUCGCCUGCGUGAACGACUCUAUUCAGCGGUAUGGGAAUUCAUGCGCCGACGAGGCCAUGUGGACCCCGUUUUUUCGCGCGUCUUGCAGUUGCCUUUUGGCCUGUAUCUCAAGAUGACUGACUUGCAAGAGGCCCUCGCCACACAGUACGUUCACCAGCACACGACGAUCCCCGUUCCAAGAGUCCUCGAUGUCGUCCAUCGUAAGGGUAACAAGGUCUACAUGCUUAUGACCAAAAUACCUGGCGUGGAACUGGGCAUGCGCGCGGGCAGUAUUGACAGUCUAUCGCCUGAUCAACUCCAGGUUCUUGAGGACACCCUUCGCGACUGGUUCGAGCAGCUCAGAGCGCUUGAGCCUCCAGAUGCGGACGCGGUGUGUGGAUUUGGCGGUAAUGGGAUCAAAAGCUACCGCAUCAGGCACGACCGCUACGUCGGGCCCUUCGCUUCGCAGCAGGAGUUUCACGAGAUGCUAGUGAAGGGCUACGAGGCGACAUAUGGCAAACUGGUCGCUCCUAGCCACUCGAAGCCUCAUCGCAUCUGUUUCACUCAUGGCGACAUCUCCCCGCACAACAUUCUCCUUGACGAAGACAUGAAACCUGUUGGGCUCGUCGACUGGGAAUGCGCCGGGUGGAUGCCUGAAUAUUGGGAUUACACGUACGCGCUCUAUAUGAGAUACCCGGUGUACAUGGAAUGGGUCGAUUUGUUCACUCGCAUCUUCCCUCAAUACCGUGUCGAGUUUGAGGCUGAGUGCAAAUUAUGGGAGGUAGCGGCUCCUUGGUGAUCGUGGUGCACUCGAGGUACCUUGCGUUUAUCGACGAGAUCAACGGCCAGUCGUUAGUUAUGACAUCAUGCUGUUAGUAGUUCUGCUUUGCUAUCUGUGUUGAAUACCUCGAGCUACAUGGAAA